AUGUCUGUAAAAACAGCCGACAGUGACCAUGUGCCAUUUUCAUGGCUGGAUGAUAGCCCGGUUUUCAAGGAGUGGAUGAACCACGAAGGAUGUAAAAUCAUGCACAUCCAUGGCUCGUCCAAUGUCUCAGUCGCCGCGUCUUAUGCCUACCAACAAGCCCGAAUACACGCGUCGACUGGAGGUUUUACAAGCGGUCUAACACUGUAUUUCAGAUUCGACCGCCACGAUUGUCAAAGAAACACCAUCAAGUCAAUGGCGACCUUAUUCCUCGCUCAGACUAUUGCCCGGUUCGGCACCCUUCCAGCCUCCGCUCAGUUUCCAAGCUUUGAACCACCGCUGUUUGACAAGGCCCUUACGGAAAAAGAUGUCUUCUUUUUGCUCAACAGCUUUCGACUGGAUUGCAACAGGCCAGCAAGAACGACAUGGGUGCUGGACAGACUCGAUGAGUGCGAACCAGCUUCGUGCAACUGGUUUCUUAACGAGUUGGCCUCAAUCGCAGCGCGAUGCGAGUUGUACUUCAAGGUCUUGAUUACUACUGCCAGUCCUAAGCAUGUCCAAACUCAACUUGCUGCCGCCGGCUGCGAAAGCUUGUCCUUGGAUAUCGCCUCCUCGCAGGUGGGCCCCGGAAUCAAAAUACCGCCGGUCCCAGCCAGUCGCCACUGUCCAGCGCUCGAGCCGUAUGCACCUCAACUCGGCGAUCUGCUUGGAGCGUGCCAGCCUGACCAGGAUCUUUUCAGAAUGGUUGUGGACUGGCUUAAUUUGCAAGCUUCUCGGUGGAAUACAAGAGCGGAAAUAGCCGAAGUGGUGACGGCAUUGUCUCCCCCAUCACCGCGGGUGCUGUUGGGAGCGGUAAUGCAGGCUGUACCCACACUUUUACGGCCGAUUGCUCGCGACAUUCUUUGCUGGGUUCGGAACGCGGUCCGGCCUCUGACACCACUUGAAUUAGCAUCGGCCCUCGAGUUUCAAGGAGCUGACUUGGGAUGUCUUAAUAUCGAGUUGUACAUCCCCAAGAUCUUCGGACCACUUCUCACGACUCGCCACGGUGAAGUUCACUUCACACAGCCAUGGGUUCGGGAGCUUUUGUCAAAUUUGGAAAAGACGACCCAUUGGUAUGCGGCGGCCUCGACAGCAGAUGAUCACAAAGAAAUUGCCAAGGCGUGUCUUCGCUUUUUGCGUCUUCCUGAGACGAUCAAGGCAUUGUCUCAGAGGUGUGGUGGGGCAAAGGCCUCGGGAGUCUUGCUCACUAGCCGACACGACAUUGUCUCCUAUGCUGUCACGUUCUGGCCAACACACUACCGCUUGGGAUACCUGGCAGCAGACUCAUCGGCUUCGGCACCCCAAGACCUCAUUUCAUUCCUUGGAGAUCCGAAAGCUUUGAGAGCGUGGUUCAGUGCUCAUGGGUGCCUGUUGCCGCCGCACCACCAACCCCAUAGCUCAUAUCUUUCCGCCUUACCUAUAGUCUCGCAUUUAGGACUGGAAACACAGGUCGAGAACAUGCUUCCCAUACAUGCCGACCUUCCAACCAGCCUUCAGGAACUAGAGGACGCUUUAUGUGAGGCUUCCAGAAUGGGUCACAAAAACAUUGUGGAUUUGCUGCUCAGCAGACCAUGGACAUUGACGUUGCACGGUGUGGUUGGGGCAAUGGAGGCCGCAGCCCUCGCAGCUGAGUAUGAGCUAGUAGAAGUGUUGUUCGCGUACGCCAAGAACAAACACAAGGACCAGGCGACAUCGCAUAUGUACCCUCAUUCCAUCCUUGCUCGACUAGCUUGGGCAGGGAAGGGGAAGCUUCUGGAGUCACUGAUGCAAGGUCGCCCAUCCGGAGACCCAACAAGUCCAACAGUACCAGCCUCCAAGCUUUUGUGUGCUGUGGCAACCGGUCAGCUCGGCACCAUUAAGACUCUUCUCCAACAUGGCGAAGACGCGAACUUUCAAGAUGACACCCGGCUUUCACGCACACCUUUGCAUAUGGCAUGCCGAUCCGGAUAUGGGGACGCAGUCAGGGCUCUCGUUGCAGAUAGCGCCGCGGAUAUUGAGGGUCACAACGGACAGGGCCAGACAGCACUGCAGAAGGCCAUCAAUCUUGGAAACAUUGACGCCACGAAAGCUCUCUUGGACGGUGGCGCAGACAUCGCCAGCGUCGAGGCUGAGAUACCGCGGACCGAUGGCUCUUUUCCGUAUCCUGCUUUCUAUAUGGCUGCUUGCGAGUCUAGCUUCCAGUGCAUUACGGCGGUGCUGGAACGGGGUGUCAAUGCAGAUGCCACCACAGAUGAGUACACCCCUCUCUGCUAUGCAGCCGUCACCGGAAAGCUGGCUUGGGCAAAGCUUCUCCUGGCUCACGGAGCUCGAGUGAAUGGAUUAGGAAAAUGGGUCCCGCUGUGUCAGGCCACCGCGAAAAACACUGGAAAGAAUAUGGAUAUGGUCAAACUUCUGCUUGAGCACGGCGCCGAUAUGAACGCUUCGGGUCCAGCUGACGUUGCUACUCCAUUGGAGCGGGCUUCGGAGGCAAACUUGUUGGAAGUCGUCGAGUUCCUCAUGGCCAAGGGGGCCGACAUUGGGCUUCACGGGGCUGGAAGUACAGCUCUGUCCCGUGCUGCCUCGAAGGGUCAUACAAAAAUGGUCCGUUAUCUUUUGAAAGCGGGAUCCAACCCCAAUGAGGCCCAUCCAGAAGCAACAUCAUGGAAGGCAUUGCACUGGGCGCAUGGUCAUCCCGAGUGUCUAGAGGUGCUUCUAGAUAGCGGUGCCGAUAUCGACGCCAUGUCGAAAGACGGCACCGCAGUAUACAUUGCGUCGUACAACAACCACCUGGAGUCUGUCAAGCUCCUCAUCUCACGUGGAGCCAACCUCGAAUUGACAUGCGAGUUUCCAGACUUAUGGGACUCGAACUGUACAGCUCUUCUUGGGGCCGCUGGAAAAGGCAACGCUGAAAUUGUGCGGGCUCUUCUAGAUGCUGGUGCCGACAUCACAGCCAGGUCGACAAGGGACGAGACAGCUCUGCACCUCGCGAUUAGCCAUGGAAACAGCGAGGCCACAGUUAGGGUCCUUCUCGAGUAUACUCCUGAUUUGAAUGCCCAAGAGUCCUUCUUUCAACACACCGCUCUUCAUCGACUGAUGUUGGAGGCAACCACGCAUCUCAGUAUAGCGAAAAUUCUAGUCACGCGAGGGACGAGCCUUGAAAUACGAAACAAGGGAGGAUAUACUGUUCUCGAUUAUGCCAUUUACUGGCGUGAGUAUGAAGUUGCCAAAUACCUCGUCAGGGCAAAGGCCAAAAUCAACACCGUCGGCAGUACUUGGGGAGGACCGCUCCACAUUGCUUGCUGGCGAAUGAACCUUGAUAUGAUCAGGUUUCUUAUGGCGAAUGGUGCAGAUGCUAACCUGAUUGAUAACUCCCGUGGUGUACCGUUGCUCGUAGCCAUGACUGAAUAUCAAGAGGGAGAGGAUGUGACGCUUGAGAUGAAAACAGCUGUCGUCCGUUAUUUGAUUGAGGAGGCAAAGGCGGACGUGACGGUUCGGGGAGGGAUGUAUUUCAUCACGGUUCUCAACGGAGCAUGCAUGCAACCGGAUGCAGACCUGUUGCAAUAUAUCCUGGACCAGGACCCUGUGGAUUCCGACAUGAAUACAGCAGGCUUCAACGGCUGCCGGCCCAUCCACUUUGCAACAUAUCAGAGUUUGGAGCAUGUUUCAAAAGUGUUGGCCAGAGGGGCUGAUAUCAAUGCCUGUGACAAGCUCGGACGAACCACCCUCCACACAGCGGUCGCCAGUGGCAGACCAGAUGUUGUCGAAAAAAUCUUAUCACUGACCGGGAGCCGGUAUAUCAACGAAAUCGAUCGAGAUGGAUGGACACCGCUGAUGUGGGCGGUGAGGCAGUGUUCACACUGGGGUGUGAAGUCGGAUAAUCAAGAAGAGAUUGUCCGAUUAUUGCUUGAUCACGGCGCCAGCCUGUGGAUAACUGGCAGGACAUGCAAUGAAGAGGGAUGGUCAGCGCUGAAGUUGGCCCGCUACUAUGGAGCCUCCCAAGAGGUGAUUUUACUGCUUACCCCAAAGCAGAGACACUAUCUCGAUGACAAAGGAGAACCCCAAGUGUGGGACCCGCAGGCACAUCGUUCCCGCAGGGCAAAAAGACAAAAUGGCUUCUGCGACUUGUGUCUAUAUGUAAGUUCAUCAGGUUCGAAUCCUAUUUCUCCCAACCUCCAGAGCUAA
Messenger RNA from Podospora anserina S mat+, 4197 nucleotides. RefSeq lists its product as uncharacterized. Gene Ontology annotation, molecular function: protein binding. The transcript has a single exon. The record is from RefSeq and is a predicted model, not a curated record. The coding region runs from base 1 to 4197 and encodes 1398 amino acids. NCBI's taxonomy places the organism in Eukaryota, Fungi, Ascomycota, Sordariomycetes, Sordariales, Podosporaceae.